Ochotona princeps (American pika) is the source of this 6119-nucleotide messenger RNA. RefSeq names its product myosin heavy chain 7B (gene MYH7B). Lineage: Eukaryota; Metazoa; Chordata; Mammalia; Lagomorpha; Ochotonidae. Gene Ontology annotation, molecular function: actin filament binding; cytoskeletal motor activity; ATP binding. The transcript is spliced from 42 exons. The coding region runs from base 69 to 6017 and encodes 1982 amino acids. The record is from RefSeq and is a predicted model, not a curated record. Gene Ontology annotation, cellular component: myosin complex.
GCCUCCCCUCUUCCAAGGUAGGUGCCAAGUGACAUGCAUCAGACAUCUGUCGAUGGGAUCUUGGAAGGAUGCCGAACUGUGACAGCCCCUUGGUGGAAUGCCCACACGUGGUGGCAGUGCCGGCAACCUUGGAGCACGUCCAGCUAUCCAGAGCUCCGGUGUGUCUCCCUCCGCCUCCCAGUGCCCUCACCAUGAUGGACAUGAAUGAACUUGGAGAGUCUGCCCAUUACCUCCGCCAGGAGGUGAUGAAGGUGCAUGCUGUCCCAUGGGAUGGGAAGAAACGGGUCUGGGUGCCUGAUGAGCAGGACGCCUACGUGGAGGCUGAGGUCAAGUCCGAGGCUACUGGAGGCAAAGUCACCGUGGAGACCAAAGACCAGAAGGUGUUGACUGUUCGGGAAAGCGAACUGCAGCCCAUGAACCCACCCCGCUUUGACCUGCUCGAGGACAUGGCCAUGAUGACCCACCUCAAUGAGGCGGCAGUGCUACACAACUUGCGCCAGCGUUACGCUCGCUGGAUGAUUUAUACCUACUCAGGCCUCUUCUGUGUCACCAUCAACCCUUACAAAUGGCUCCCGGUCUACACAGCCCCUGUGGUGGCUGCUUACAAGGGAAGGCGCCGCUCGGAGUCCCCGCCCCACAUCUACGCUGUGGCGGAUAAUGCCUACAAUGACAUGCUGCGCAAUCGAGAGAACCAGUCCAUGCUGAUCACCGGAGAGUCGGGGGCCGGUAAGACGGUUAACACCAAGCGGGUCAUUCAGUACUUUGCCAUCGUCGCUGCCCUGGGAGAUGGGCCGGGCAAGAAGGCCCAAUUUCUGGCAACCAAGACUGGGGGCACGCUCGAGGACCAGAUCAUUGAGGCCAACCCUGCCAUGGAGGCUUUUGGCAACGCCAAAACUCUGAGGAACGACAACUCCUCCCGCUUUGGCAAGUUCAUCCGCAUUCACUUCGGACCCUCUGGGAAGCUGGCCUCUGCCGACAUUGACAGCUAUCUCCUGGAGAAGUCACGGGUCAUCUUCCAGCUGCCUGGUGAGCGUGGCUACCAUGUCUACUACCAGAUCCUCUCAGGGAAGAAGCCGGAGCUGCAGGACACACUGCUGCUCUCCAUGAACCCCUAUGACUACCACUUCUGCAGCCAGGGCGUUACCACCGUGGACAACAUGGAUGAUGGCGAGGAGCUCAUUGCCACAGAUCAUGCCAUGGACAUCCUGGGCUUCAGCGUAGAGGAGAAGUGCGCCUGCUAUAAGAUCGUGGGCGCUCUCCUACACUUCGGCAACAUGAAGUUCAAGCAGAAGCAGCGGGAAGAACAAGCCGAGGCUGACGGCACAGAGAGUGCUGACAAGGCUGCGUACCUGAUGGGAGUGAGCAGCGGUGAUCUGCUCAAAGGCCUGCUGCACCCAAGAGUGCGGGUGGGGAAUGAGUACGUGACCAAGGGCCAAAGUGUGGAGCAGGUGGUGUUUGCUGUGGGGGCGCUGGCCAAGGCCACCUACGACCGGCUCUUCCGCUGGCUGGUGUCUCGGAUCAAUCAGACGCUGGACACAAAGCUGCCCCGGCAGUUCUUCAUUGGGGUCCUGGACAUCGCUGGGUUUGAGAUAUUUGAGUUCAACAGCUUUGAGCAGCUGUGCAUCAACUUCACCAAUGAGAAGCUGCAGCAAUUCUUCAACCAGCACAUGUUCGUGCUGGAGCAGGAGGAGUACAAGCGGGAGGGCAUCGACUGGGUCUUCAUCGACUUUGGCCUUGACCUGCAGCCCUGCAUCGACCUCAUUGAGAAGCCACUGGGCAUCCUGUCCAUCCUGGAGGAGGAGUGCAUGUUCCCCAAGGCCUCCGACGCAAGCUUCCGGGCCAAGCUGUACGACAACCACGCCGGGAAAUCACCCAAUUUCCAACAGCCUCGGCCUGACAAGAAGCGCAAGUACCAGGCUCACUUCGAGGUGGUCCACUAUGCUGGCGUGGUGCCGUACAGCAUUGUGGGUUGGCUAGAGAAGAAUAAGGACCCCUUGAAUGAGACAGUGGUCCCCAUUUUCCAGAAGUCCCAGAAUAAGCUCCUGGCUGCUCUCUACGAGAACUAUACAGGCUCCUGCUCCACCGAGCCCCCCAAGUCUGGGGUGAAAGAGAAACGCAAGAAGGCAGCCUCGUUCCAGACAGUGUCCCAGCUGCACAAGGAGAACCUCAACAAGCUCAUGACCAACCUGAGGGCCACGCAGCCCCACUUCGUCCGCUGCAUCGUCCCCAAUGAGAACAAGACUCCAGGUGUCAUGGAUGCCUUCCUGGUACUGCACCAGCUGCGCUGUAAUGGGGUCCUCGAGGGAAUCCGGAUCUGCCGCCAGGGAUUCCCCAACAGGCUGCUCUAUGCUGACUUCCGGCAGCGGUACCGCAUCCUGAACCCCAGCGCCAUCCCGGACGACACCUUCGUGGACAGCAGGAAGGCCACUGAAAAACUGCUGGGCUCACUGGACAUCGACCACACACAGUACCAGUUUGGCCACACCAAGGUGUUCUUCAAGGCGGGGCUGCUGGGGGUCCUGGAGGAGCUCCGUGACCAGCGGCUGGCCAAGGUGCUGACGCUGCUGCAGGCCCGGAGCAGAGGCCGCCUCAUGCGCCUAGAGUACCAGCGCCUUCUGGGAGGCAGGGAUGCCUUGUUCACCAUCCAGUGGAACAUCCGUGCCUUCAACGCCGUCAAGAACUGGUCAUGGAUGAAGCUCUUCUUCAAGAUGAAGCCACUGCUGCGCUCAGCCCAGGCCGAGGAGGAGCUGGCAGCGCUGCGGGCCGAGCUGCGGGGGCUGCGGGGGGCACUGGCAGCGGCUGAGGCCAAGCGUCAGGAGCUGGAGGAGACACAUGUCAGCGUCACACAGGAGAAGAAUGACCUGGCCCUGCAGCUGCAGGCGGAGCAGGACAACCUGGCUGAUGCUGAGGAGCGCUGCCACCUGCUGAUCAAAUCCAAGGUGCAGCUCGAGGCAAAGGUGAAGGAGCUGAGCGAGCGGCUGGAGGACGAGGAGGAGGUGAAUGCUGAGCUGGCCACCCGCCGGCGCAAGCUGGAAGAUGAGUGCACGGAGCUCAAGAAGGACAUCGAUGACCUGGAGCUGACGCUGGCCAAGGCCGAGAAGGAGAAGCAGGCCACGGAGAACAAGGUGAAGAACCUGACAGAGGAGAUGGCUACGCUGGAUGAGUCGGUGGCCCGGCUGACCAAAGAGAAGAAGGCGCUGCAGGAGGCGCACCAGCAGGCCCUGGGGGACCUGCAGGCCGAGGAGGACCGUGUGAGCGUGCUGGCCAAGGCCAAGCUCCGCCUAGAGCAGCAGGUGGAGGAUCUGGAGUGCUCCCUGGAGCAGGAGAAGAAGCUGCGUUUGGACACGGAGCGGGCCAAGCGCAAGCUUGAGGGCGACUUGAAGCUCACGCAGGAGUCCGUGACGGACGCGGCUGAGGACAAGCAGCAGCUGGAGGAGAAGCUCAAGAAGAAGGACUCGGAGCUGAGCCAGCUGAACCUGCGGGUGGAAGACGAGCAGCUCGUGGGGGCCCAGCUGCAGAAGAAGAUCAAGGAGCUGCAGGCGCGGGCCGAGGAGCUGGAGGAGGAGCUGGAGGCUGAGCGGGCGGCCCGGGCCCGCGUGGAGAAGCAGCGGGCCGAGGCUGCCCGGGAGCUGGAAGAGCUGAGUGAGCGGCUGGAGGAGGCGGGUGGUGCGUCGGCUGGGCAGCGGGAGGACUGCCGUAAGCGCGAGGCCGAGCUGGGGCGGCUGCGGCGGGAGCUGGAAGAGGCGGCGCUGCGGCAUGAGGCCACGGUGGCCGCCCUACGGCGCAAGCAGGCCGACAGCUCAGCCGAGCUGGGCGAGCAGGUGGACAGUCUGCAGCGGGUGCGGCAGAAGCUGGAAAAGGAGAAGAGUGAGCUGCGCAUGGAGGUGGAUGACUUGGGGGCCAGUGUGGAGACGCUGGCCCGAGGCAAGGCCAGUGCGGAGAAGCUGUGCCGGACCUAUGAGGACCAGCUGAGUGAGGCCAAGAUCAAGGUGGAGGAGCUGCAGCGGCAGCUGGCAGACGCAAGCACGCAGCGUGGGCGGCUGCAGACCGAGAGUGGGGAGCUGAGCCGCCUCCUGGAGGAGAAGGAGUCUCUGAUCAGCCAGCUGAGCCGGGGGAAGGCCUCGGCGGCCCAGAGCCUGGAGGAGCUGCGGAGGCAGCUGGAGGAAGAGAGCAAGGCCAAGAGCGCACUGGCCCACGCGGUGCAGGCUCUGCGGCACGACUGCGACCUCCUGCGGGAGCAGCACGAGGAGGAGGCUGAGGCCCAGGCUGAGCUGCAGCGGCUGCUGUCAAAGGCCAACGCUGAGGUGGCCCAGUGGAGGAGCAAGUACGAAGCCGACGCCAUCCAAAGGACGGAGGAGCUGGAGGAGGCCAAGAAGAAGCUGGCCCUGCGGCUGCAGGAGGCAGAGGAGGGCGUGGAGGCCGCCAACGCCAAGUGCUCGUCCCUGGAAAAAGCCAAGCUGCGGCUGCAGACGGAGUCGGAGGACGUGACGCUGGAGCUGGAGCGGGCGACCUCGGCUGCUGCUGCGCUGGACAAGAAGCAGCGGCACUUGGAGCGGGCACUGGAGGAGCGGCGGCGGCAGGAGGAGGAGACGCAGCGGGAGCUGGAGGCCGCGCAGAGGGAGGCCCGCAGCCUGGGUACCGAGCUCUUCCGGCUGCGGCACAGCCACGAGGAGGCGCUGGACGCCCUGGAGACGCUCAGGCGAGAGAACAAGAACCUACAGGAAGAGAUCAGUGACCUCGCAGACCAGGUCAGCCUCAGUGGGAAGAGCAUCCAAGAACUAGAGAAAACCAAGAAGACGCUAGAAGGGGAGAAGAGUGAGCUCCAGGCGGCCCUGGAGGAGGCUGAGGGGGCCCUGGAGCUGGAAGAGACCAAGACACUGCGCAUCCAGCUGGAGCUAUCCCAGGUCAAGGCCGAGGUGGACCGGAAGCUCGCAGAGAAGGACGAGGAAUGCGCUAAUUUGAGGCGCAACCACCAGCGGGCUGUGGAGUCCCUGCAGGCUUCCCUGGAUGCAGAGACCCGGGCCCGCAACGAGGCACUGCGCCUCAAGAAGAAGAUGGAGGGCGACCUCAAUGACCUGGAGCUGCAGCUAGGCCAUGCUAACCGCCAAACCUCAGAGGCCCAGGCAGCCACGCGGCUGCUGCAGGCCCAGCUCAAGGAGGAGCAGGCCGGGCGGGACGAGGAACAGCGGCUGGCUGCCGAGCUGCGUGAACAGGGGCAGGCCCUGGAGCGCCGGGCUGCACUGCUGGCCGCCGAGCUGGAGGAGCUGCGGGCCACCCUGGAGCAGGGGGAGCGCAGCCGGCGGCUGGCUGAGCAGGAGCUGGUGGAGGCCACAGAGCGUCUGAACCUCCUGCACUCGCAGAACACAGGCUUGCUGAGCCAGAAGAAGAAACUGGAGGCUGAUUUGGCACAGCUGAGCGGGGAGGUGGAGGAGGCCGCCCAGGAGAGGCGGGAGGCGGAGGAGAAGGCCAAGAAGGCCAUCACCGACGCGGCCAUGAUGGCUGAGGAGCUGAAGAAGGAGCAAGACACAAGUGCCCACCUGGAGCGGAUGAAGAAGACCCUGGAGCAGACAGUGCGGGAACUGCAGGCUCGCCUGGAGGAGGCGGAGCAGGCCGCGCUUCGGGGUGGGAAGAAGCAGGUGCAGAAGCUAGAGGCCAAGGUGAGAGAGCUGGAAGCGGAACUCGAUGCCGAGCAGAAGAAGCACGCCGAGGCCCUCAAGGGAGUGCGCAAACACGAGCGCCGCGUCAAGGAGCUCGCCUACCAGACUGAGGAGGACAGGAAGAACCUGGCUCGCAUGCAGGACCUGGUGGACAAGCUGCAGAGCAAGGUCAAGAGCUACAAACGCCAGUUUGAGGAGGCGGAGCAGCAGGCUAGCACCAACCUGGCCAAGUACCGUAAGGCCCAGCACGAGCUGGAUGACGCAGAGGAGCGGGCAGACAUGGCAGAGACUCAGGCCAAUAAACUGCGGGCACGGACACGGGACGCGCUGGGGCCCAAGGUGAGGGGGCACAAGGAGUGACCGUCACUGCAACCUUGUCUCACCCUGGGGAGAGGGGAACACAUCACCGCACGGACAAAAGGCAGAUCCACAGCAGUCACUUAAAAUAAACUUCUUUAAUAG